This is a messenger RNA of Cimex lectularius (bed bug), 5525 nucleotides long. RefSeq lists its product as uncharacterized. The transcript has 3 exons. NCBI's taxonomy places the organism in Eukaryota, Metazoa, Arthropoda, Insecta, Hemiptera, Cimicidae. The coding region runs from base 1182 to 5342 and encodes 1386 amino acids. The record is from RefSeq and is a predicted model, not a curated record.
CAGACCAAACCCCAUCAUCUACUCAAUCGUAUAUGUUAGCGCAAGUCUCGCGGCGGAAUGUAAAACUAAUGUUUUGUGAAUUUUAGGGGUUAAACUUUAUUUUCCAAAGAUUGCUCAUUUAUCAAUUGUUGAUGUGUGGUUUUGUAUAAUAAGUGAAGCUUGUAGAAAACUUGUUAAUAUGGCGCUGUCGUCCGAAUAUGUGACAGUAAGUGCAUUGUGAUUUGUCGGUAUUUAGAAGUAAAAGUCGUGGACAACACCGAAGCAUCAUCCAUCUUCUCGACUACAACCGUGUCGUAGGAAGAAAAUAAGCGUCAAAAAAGACUGAUGAACUAUUGUGUCAAGUUUAUAGUCGACUACCCCCGAGGGUCCAGGGUAUUACGACUGAAUUCGAACCUAUUCUGGCUCUCUUCCUGAAGUUUAUUUUCCUUGGUUCCUUUUUUUUAACACCCAUCGUCCACAUUGCAUUAUCCAAUCUAUCCGAUUCAAGUCCUCUUUUCACUCCUACAAUACCCGCUCAUCCCCUGUGACCUAAUCUUUCCCCGGUAUAAAACGUGUACAUUAAAUCAUAUGGUUGUGAUUUGUGAACUCUUUAAGGUCAAUGUGUAAAUAUUAUACAUUAAUUGUUAGGAUAAAAGGUAACCAAUCUCAACCAUGUGCAACAAAUGACUUGCUGAUCUAUUAUUUCUCCCCCUUUUUUGUUGACUGGUUGGCAUAUUCGGUGAUACAAUUAUUAAGAAAAUUUUAUGAUUCUUUUUUCAAUCGAGUUGGGUUUACGAAACCCACUAGUCUUAAAUAAAUUUAGUUACAGAACGAAUUUUUUUGCUGGUUAUAGUGGAGGCGAAAUCAUCGGUCAACAGAGACGAAGUUGCCAAAGUCGGUGUGAAACAUAGCGGCGAAGAUGGGAUUGCAUAAAAUCCGAAGGGGUGCAGCGGGAUAGUUUACAUAAAACCUCUGACGGCCCAGUUGCGGUCUCCGUUGGCCCAUGACGCUCGCUCUACAACAACAAAAGAGAGCUCGCUUUCCAAAGACAAUACGGCUGAUUGGUUCGCCCCCGGUCCUUCUCCAUUUUCACCAGGGAAAGGGCUCUGAUCACAACCCCGCCAUUUCUCAUCUCAAGCCCGUCAGAGACGUUUCGGAGAUGUGCAUGCCUGUGCUUUAGUGAGAUCCUGCUAAAACAUAACAUGUUUCUGCUAGUACUGUUCGUAUUUUUUUCCGAAUCCGACGGGGAGUACAGCUUCAAGGAAAAUCUGAUUCCGUACGAGACCUAUCUCAGCGGGCCGUAUUGGACCUACCCUGUGAGGAAGAACAAUCUCAUCCACGGACCGGGCUACUUUCGAGAAGGUUUGCGCUUUAAAAGGGAAUCCGGCUUAUCUCAACAAGAGCCCAGCGAGCACGAGUUUCCGCGGGACGUGCCGACCAAGCCGGAAUACGCGAACAAAGGGCAAUGGGCCAAAGGGAAAAUACCAGGGAAGGAGACAGAACUCGGCUUUGUGCCUUUGCAAAUCUACAGUCAAGUGAGGAAGUACGACACGGUAAAACAUCUACCUCGUUCUGACGCACUGAAAGAAGCGUCCACUGCUGAAGAGGUCGCUGCAGCCGCCAGAUUGAGAGAAGUUCUCAGGCAAAAGAAAAUCCAACAAGUGUACGAAGAAGAAGGUUACGAAGACAGUGGCUACGAUCAUGGAUUUUACAACCAUCACGGCGCCAAAUACGAAGACAAGGAGAAGAACGAACAAAUCACUAUACCCAAAGCUGGCGAUUCUCAGGUAAAAUCGGCAGAAGAGGUAGGCAUUUUAACAAAUUUAAACAGUCAGUCUACACCUCCGAAACCUCCUUCAGUAGGAUACUUUAAGAAUCUAAAAUCCGAGAGUAGUGAGAAAAGCACCACUUGGGGAGACAGUGGGGAAGAGGCUUUUCUCCUAAAAGAAACAUAUCCGAAAGUCAGUGGUAAACAUUCUUUAAUAAACGGAAAAAAGAUAAUAGAAAAUGACACAGAAAAAUACGAUGUUGAAAAAAUUGAAAGUAAAGAGGACUAUAAUUCGGAAAGUCGCUCGAGAGAAAAACUUGAUGAGCGGAAGGACAUCUCAUUGGGGAGUGUUGCUGCUCCUCGCAGCGGAGUUGUUGACGAAGCGGAAGUCCGUGUAAUUAACGAUCCAAGGCCCAAAGGAAACCAUAUUGUAUUUCCAGGUAGACAUACGAAAAGACAGUACGCGCUGGGUCGUCCGAUUAACAACUGGACUCCAAUGGCACCUGCCGACGUCUACAUCCAAGGAAGCAUUGGUUACCAAUUAAAAAGACCGUUUUUCCCAGGGGAUUCGUUGACUCACCAUUAUGUCCCAUACGUCCCUUUCCCGAAUUUUUAUUCAGACAAUCCGACAUCCUAUGCGUCUCCUGUGCCUCACGUAAUUCGAUUGGCAGUGAAACCGACAAGAUCACCUUUGCUUAACACAAAGCGUGGAGAAAUACACGGCGCUGGGACCUUGACAGCGUACGCGUCUUUGGUCCCGAACAAUCUGUCAGUUUCUACUGAAAUACAUCCUAACAGAACAGGUUACAUUCAGCCGCGAUCUAAUAACAGCCUUGACUUGGGGUCGUCCAAAACAAGAAUUGUCGGCAGAGAAAGACAUUAUAAUAAUUUUACGAGAGGGAACAAGACUCUGAAAGACGUAACUCGACAACCUACCUGGAACAUAAAUAAAACCCAUUUACAUACACGCCAUCCUUCAUUGCCUCGAGAUGGCAAAGAGAAGUUCCUAGAACUUCAACGUGCACACGCUGGAGCUCUAGUGGCUGAAAGACCUGACAAAAGAGCACCGAAAUCAGGAGACUGGCCUGUAAAAUACAUAGAGCAACUCACGAUAGCACAUUACUCUUCACAAGAAAAUAAUCCAAUUACACCUAUCCAGAAUAACACAGAACGCCUGAUAGAAUUGACGAAAAUGUUGAACGCAAAAGUUGAUUAUCCUAGGGUGAAAAGAGAAGCGACAAUAAAUUUCGAUGAGCAUAAAUAUCCGUUCUAUCAUGGAGUCUCAAGUGGGAGCAACGGAAAUAAAGAUUCCGCUUUGAAAUAUGCCACAAAUCCAGACAUGAUUCCUAAGAAGACACUUGGUGGUAUGGAAUUUUACGAAUCGAGGGAUAGGCUUGUUCGAUGCAAGGAUCCUAGCCCUCCUGAGGACAUUAUCCCUGAAAGAAAGGAAGACGGCGAUUGGAAUAAAAACGUGCAAGUGGAAACCCCACGAAUGAAAGGACUGGGAGAUUCUAUUCAAUGCAUGAAAAAUAAAUAUUUCGGUAAAGAACCUUUAGACAACCCAUUUUUUCAAGAAGGCGUCGAGCCAAUGACACACCGAACAGCGAACGAGAAGAUGGAAACGGCGCCAUUGAGGAAAUUACGGAAUGGAGACACCUCAAAAAGACAAACUACAAUAUUGAAUCAGGAGAACACUACAAAACAUUAUCACACAACUUCUAACCAAAAAGAUUACAGCAAUCAUAAAAUGAAUCAUGACAACAAUGCAACCGUUUUUCCAUACAAAAACCACAGACAGGAGUUUGAACCGAUUUCUCCUGGGUAUGAUUCUAGAAUUGUCAGUCCAUACCCUUAUUACAUAGAAAACAGUAACAAUAAAAACUAUUAUUCAGUUCACGAAAAUUCUCAAGAAAGCGGUAUUGAAGUUGAUGUUUCCAAGCCACGUUACAGACCACCUCAUCACUUUAUGUAUACACCUAUUUAUACCCCAAAAAAGUACAAACCCAAACCUGUUUCUAUAUAUUCGAUUAUAAGUCAUAAAGGCAACCCCCAGCAUUACAGACCGUUGCUUUAUGCUCACAGCAUUAAAACACACAGAAUUGUACCCAUGUACCCGUAUUUGACAACUACGACACAGAGUCCUGACAAUAUAGCAAGUGACACCCAGUCCAAACCGGUCAAAUGGUACAUAAUUCGUCCAGGAGAAUACACAGAAAAUAAGGAACUUGCUGAGGAGAAAAAGGAAACGCCGAGCAUUUGGAGCUAUAUGAACCCAUUGACCCCGUUAAAAUGGUGGUUCCCUAGUUUGUUCGAUAAUAGGAGAAAAGAGCCAAGAUAUCGGGAAAGGAGGGAUGUUGAUUAUGAGCAGGAUUUACCCGAUGAUAAAGGAAAACCAAAUAUGUCGAGCGAACUAAAUGUGCACAUCUCGCUAAAUUCAGACGCUUCAAACAAAGCCUAUUUUAAAAUACCCACAAAUCAUAGACCGGAAAGUUCUACCAAACCUCAAAUGUCUUUGGAUGAAUUGCAAUUAAGACUGAACAUGACGGAUAGCGUAAAGUCUCGUUUAAGCAGACUUUCAGGUGGUUAUAUAAGUAGAAGUAAUGCUUCUUUUGUGGAUCCUAUGGUUAAAAUUGCAAACUCUUCUUUACCACUUCCUACUGCACCAACGACUAGAAGUUUAGAAGCUCCAACAGGAAAGUCAAAACUAUCGUUUCCAAGGACUAAAAUUCCACAAAGGAAAUAUUUACAAUAUCAAAAGCCUUUGAAUGCAGACAAGAAAACAAUGCGCACUACCACUACAACAAGAUCACCAACGACUACCGUUACAAGAAUGUACAAACCGAAAAAGAUCAUAAACCCAAAAUUUGUACCACGCACACCCGUAGACGCUUUUUCAGUGUUAAAAGCGCAGACAUCAAACAGUGAAAGUCCGUUUGAUUCGUCGGAAAUCGAUCGAAACCCAAGGGAACUCCAGCAAGUCGAGCAUCGAAGAGUCACGAAAGAAGAGACUUACAAGAGGACCUACACGCCGCAGGUUGAGGCCAGAGAGAACCGCGAGGGUGAACAUUCUGAAGAAGAAAUGAAAUAUUCAGCGAAAAUUUCUGACUCCCAUCCUCUGUCAGAAAGAUCCACCAACGGGACGUUGACCUACCUCGUCGACCCUGCUACCGGUAUUGGAGUUUGGGGAGAAAUGCCUAGAAGACGAGACUGGAAGCCGAAGAAGAAGGCUAAAAGCAAUGGAGAAGCAGGGUCAAUUUAUUCUUAUCCAUCUGGUGGGAGAAAAAGUGAAAACUUGUCAGAGACUCAGGCACAUCCAACAACUAAAAAGAACUCCAAAAAGCAAAAAGAAGCCCAAUAUGAAAAUGAGGCGUACAUCGUCAGCUUGAUGAGAAGUGUACCACUUCCGGUUCAACGUCACCCCAAAAGAAAACAACAGUUCCAGUCUGUCUCGAGUCAGCGGGGGUUGGAAUCAGCAGAGGGCAGGAGCAUAGAGGUUUUGACAGAAGAGCCAGAAAACUAUCCUUCACCGCCUCGAACUACAACUGUGUUUAUCAGGGAUCCCGACAAAAGAAAAUACUUUUACGUCAAUGAUUGAUAUCUCCCAGUUAAAUCAUUAUGUAAAUAAUUUUAACUUCGGUGAAAACUUAGUGUAUAUAAAGCCUCGUUUGAAAAAUAUUUAUUUCUUGCACUAACAUUUAGUAAUAUUUCUUGUUGAUUUAUCAGUUAUUUGUUAGUAGUAUGUUACUAUUCAAAAUAAAAGGGUUAAUUUUUUAUAAAU